AUUAAGAUGUUAAUAACUUAAUUUUGGAAACUAACUUUAAAAGAAAUUAAAAGCCAAAACACAAAAAGUUAUCAAAAUUACUUUUUAUAUGUGUGUGUGUGAAUUUAUUCUAAAGCUGAUUGAGAAAGUGUAAUUUAAAUUGGUCAUGAUAAUAACUUUUUUCCCAUACAGAAAAGUUAUUUUCUUUUUCCUCCUAAGAUCUAACUAUUGUAGAUUAAGAUUCCCCCAUUCAUUUAUAUCUUUUUCUUACUUUUUGACUUUUGUAUAUAUAUAGAUAGUAUAUAUAAAAACCACAAGUCAACACAAAAUUUGCGAGAGAUUAAAAUCAAUUUACAUAACUUUUUUAAAAACACAAUAAACAAUUACAAUAUACGGGAAGUCAUUGCUAGAAUAAUAAGUAACGAUUUAAAAAAUUAUCGAAUAUAACAACAACAUAUGACGAAGAAAAUUGAAUCGCUAAUAGUGUUAGAGGGGAUUGAAGAGAAGGGUAAGAGAAUAGAAGUGGAGUUGUUGGACAAACCAAAACAUAAGGAAAAGAAAGGGAAGGAGGUGAUGAAGAUGAAUGAACCAGAGUUGGACGUCUUGAAGGAGAGGGACUUAAUAAAAAUGCCUACAGAAGUUGUAUGUGAAUCGACAUCAACUUUGCCAUUAGCGUUGAAGUCGAUUCUCAGAUAUGCUGAGAAGGUAAUGGAGAAAGAUUCCAGCAUCACUUUUUCACUACCUGCUGACCUUUUUGGCGUUAGUCGAAAGACUUCUGUGCUUCGAGAGGAGAUCGUUGAUCUUUGUAACAUGAACGAAGUGAAAACGUUUACAUUGGUGGCCUAUAUGAUGUACUUGUAUUCGUCUGUUAGUGGUUCGAAAGAAAAUAUGCAGUAUGUCUUUGUAGAUCCGUCCCUGAUCUCUUCUGGAAACACACAAGAAUCUCGAAUUCGAAACUUGUGUAGUAGAUUGAUGGUGUCCAAACCCGACCAAGUAGUUCUUGCUCCUUUUAAUCCCGGGGGUCAUUGGGCACUGCUUGCUAUAAAUGCGUAUGAGGAUACAGUGUUUUACCUUGACUCGCUAAGGACGACAUCAAAAGCAACUACAAGAUAUGUAACCGACACAGCAAUAGCAAUAUUUCACUCGCAAAAGAACAUUAAUAAAAGCAGGAAACAAACUUUAUGGCGAACAGUAAAGUGUCCACUACAAGUCGGGAGCACUACGUGUGGAUACUAUGUCAUGAAGUAUAUGAGAGAAAUUGUAAAUAGGGGAAGCAUUGUCAUCUCGGAUUCGAUUGAUACACGAAAAUCAUACUCACAAGCCGAGUUAGAUGAGGUGCGGGUUGAGUUGGUAGAGUUUUUGGGUUCGUACAUGUGAUCUAGGACUUAUGACGUCAUCUCUGCAAAAGGAAAUUAACUUUAUUUUUUGUGGCUGAUUUUUUGAAAUGUUCAUAUGGAGGGUAGAGGUUAAUUGAUAUACUUUUGAGACUUUGUAGAGGAUUAGAGUUUAGGUGAAUUGUUGAUAGGUGAACUGUUCAUAUAUGUAGGGGGUUGCCAUUAUGAAAGUUUACGGAUUGGGGAUGAUAUACUUUUGGGCUAGGUUAGUUAAAUAGAUGAUGUUUAGUUCAAUUCUUGGAAAUCUGUUGAAAUUGUUUAUAUAUAUAUAUAUUGGUUUUGUAAAUGAUAUAUGAAUAUGAUGCAAAGUUUUGGAAAUGAUAUUGAAUGGAUGAUGUUUAGUUGC
This is a messenger RNA of Cucumis melo (muskmelon), 1719 nucleotides long. RefSeq lists its product as uncharacterized. Gene Ontology annotation, molecular function: cysteine-type peptidase activity; deNEDDylase activity. Gene Ontology annotation, biological process: proteolysis. The transcript has 7 exons. Bases 436 to 1356 code for a protein of 306 amino acids. Lineage: Eukaryota; Viridiplantae; Streptophyta; Magnoliopsida; Cucurbitales; Cucurbitaceae. The record is from RefSeq and is a predicted model, not a curated record.